This is a messenger RNA of Dioscorea cayenensis subsp. rotundata (Guinea yam), 15752 nucleotides long. RefSeq names its product auxin transport protein BIG. Gene Ontology annotation, molecular function: zinc ion binding. Gene Ontology annotation, biological process: auxin polar transport. Gene Ontology annotation, cellular component: cytosol; plasmodesma. The record is from RefSeq and is a predicted model, not a curated record. Lineage: Eukaryota; Viridiplantae; Streptophyta; Magnoliopsida; Dioscoreales; Dioscoreaceae.
AAAAAAGAAAAAAAAAAAAAAAGAAACAAAGCUUCAUCAUCGCUCAAUCCUUCUCUUCUUGGUUUCUCUUUUCUCUUCUAAAACCCUCGCUUUGGAUUCUUCUCUUCGAUCCAUACUUCUUCUUCGCAUGAGCUAUCAUUGAUCGAUCGCCAUGGCGGAGAUCUCCGGGCUACUCGAGGUCUUCCGUGAAUCAUCGUCGAAGGAUGUUGCGUUGCGGCUCCGGUCCGAUUCGGUGCGACCUGGGCUUGAACGGUUCUUGGCUAUUGUAGAAUCGGGGAUCGGAGAUGCUGGGGAUGGUCGGAAGGUAUUUGAGAGCUGGAGCCGUGCUCAGAUCGAUGCUGUGGCUUCAGUUGCGAAGUUGAUUGUCUCCGCCACUCUUUCCAGUCCGGCUGUGGAAGUGGAGCGGGUGAUGGUGGUUAUCGUGGAGAGGACUCUGGAGUUCUGCAUUAGUGUUCUAGAAAAAUCGGAGUUUGAUGGUGAUGAUCUCAGUUUGCAGAAUGGAUUGCUCCAAGUAAUUGAAACCACAUUGACUGAUGGAGGGGCAAAAGAAUAUGAUGCGUCGUACCUUGACUCUGCAGAUAACUUUGUUGAACUAUUAUCUAUUAUUCCAGUUGAACAUUUCAAUCUUGAUUUGAGCACUGGCCGUUUGAGUGAUCUCCAAGGUCUCUACUGCUUGAAGGACAGAAACUCUGUGCGGAGGGUUUUCACUACUUUAUCUUCAAAAGCACAUCUUUCAGAACUUCCUGUUUUGAGCAAAUCUAACUAUCAGGUUUCCAAGGUUUCAGAUAGCAUGUUGUCUUUAGCAUUGCAUCAUGCAGUUCAUUUGGGAUGCCUACCUCGUCUGCUUCUGCUUUGUCAAAAACUGCUUCAGAUUCCAGCUACUUCUGACAAAGAGGCUGAAGAUAUGUAUCUAUGCUUAAGAUUGGUCUUCAUACAAAGAAUUUUGAAACUACUUGCUAACCUUGCAAAGGAAAUUUCGUAUGAAGCUUGUGACACUAAGUUAUUGUGUGCGGUUGCAAAUUUUGCUGACAUUUUGCCUAACUUGUUCAAAUUGAGGUUUGACAUCAUAAACCAUGAUUGGCUCUCUGCAGGAAGCAAUCCUGGGAGUCUUCUAUUGCUAGUAAUAGAAGACUUUCUACUGUUUAUUCAAAUUAUUUGCUGUGAUGAUACUGUUCUGAAAAACAUCCAAUCAUGGUUGACUGCUUCUAUGCUAGACAUCUUGGAUUCCAAUAUUUGGAGAUAUGAUCAAUCAAACUCUUCAUUAAGACCUCCGCUGAUCUACUACCCUGAAGUUGUCAUGUUUGUCUUAAAGCUCCUUAAGAAUGUUAAGAAAUGGACAUCUCGAACUCAUGAUUGGAAGGAAAGGUCUGAUGUUGAUCUACCUGAUUGUAAUUCAAUGUUUGAGGCGAGCUUUCUUUAUUGCCAUAUUCGUUCUGAGAAGGUUUUAUUGCUCAAGCAAUACACACCCAAGGAAUAUUUGGUGUGGCUAUUUCCAUCAUCAAAGCAAUGGGUGGAUGAUUUGGUACAUCUUGCUUACUUUCUUCACUCAGAAGGAGUGAAAUCAAAGCUGAAGGCUGAAAAAUCACGCCUGAAUUGUGCAAAAGCUGUUGCUUCCUCGGAUUCAGACUGUGCAACUCAUCUUGAAGAUGAGGCCCUCUUUGGGAAUCUCUUUUCUGAAGCCAGCAGGACAGGGGGAUCUGCUGAUGUGCAAGAUCAAACUGUCAGCGCACCUGUUGGUCAUUCCACUGGCCAUCACCUUCUCAUCCAUGCAGCAACUGAGUUGUUGGGCUUUAUGAACAUUUAUAUCUUUUCUCCAGAAUGGCAUAGCUACAUCUUUGAAGAAGGAUACAGGCAAAUUGAUGGGAGCCACAUAUCUCACUUAGUCUCGAUACUUACUUGCCAAACAUCGUUGUCUGAUGAAAGGAACUCGUACAAUUCUGCAUCUUCGGAUCCCCAGUCAACUUUUGAGCAUAUCAGUGAGAUCUGCUUUGAACUGAUGCACAACAUUGUCGUCCAUUGUGCUUUAUCUAGCAUGCUUGAAGAUCAGCUUGUUGAUCAAUUGCUGAAAGUUGAAAAUGGAAUGUAUGUAUACAGUCACUAUACCCUUAAGUUGUUGGCGUUUGCUCUUAUUUCCAGCGUAGAGAUGGAUGAUAUCCGAAUAACAAAAAAAAUCUUCGAGAAUUAUGCUGAUUUUAUUUUGGAGAAGGCGAAAAACAUUUGCCACCAAUGCUCUGAGCCUAUGGAUUUUCUCGAGAUUCUUCCCUGUGCUUUUCAUUUGGAAAUUCUUCUAAUGGCAUUCCAUCUUUCCAAUGAAGUUCAAAAAGCUGCCUUGACAAAUUACCUGUAUUCUUCACUCAGGAAGCUACCCGCUCCCGAAUCUGGAUUUAAUUCGAAGCAGCUUAUUUGUUGGGCAUUGUUAGUUUCAAGGUUGGUUUUGGUGUUGCGGCAUGUGCUUCUCUAUCCAUCUACUUGCCCUUCUUGGUUGGUUCUGCAGUUGAGGUCCAGAGUGAGUGAAUUUCCAUCUAGAGCAUCUUCCCGUUUGUUGAAUGACCACCUGCACUCCUGGGCAUCAGUUGUGACAGAGAGGAUUAUGGUGGGCUCUGGGAAAGAUGUUUCAGGCAUUGGUGUCUUCCUUUCCCACCUUAUUGAUAUCUCUCCCAUUUCUGUAUCAAUUUGUAACAAUGAUGAUAUAUUCCAUAGUCUAGGGUUUGGCUGGAGUGACUUGCUUGCAACCUUUUCAUGGAUUCUUGAUCAUUGGAAAGGCAAGAAAGCUGAAGCGGUAGAAGCACUAAUAGUUGAACGAUAUGUCUUUUCACUUUGCUGGAGUACCCUCUCUAGUUUUCUUUGUGGUACAUUUUCACUUCCAGAAAACAACUGGCAAGAUAUUGACUUAUUCGAUGCUGAAUCAUUUUUCCGAUUUGGUCACUGGAUUGAAAGUAAUGUUGGACUCAGCAGUAAGGAUGUUGACUUUGCAGAUAUUGUUUUUAAUCUACUUCAUCAGUCUUUCCAAAUACAUUUGCCAGCUAUGGCUGCAGUGCAGGACUGGGACUUCUACAGAGCUAGCGCUUGGCUGUCUAUGAUGCUCACUUGGCUUAAUGCUGGAAUUUUUAGAUAUUCUCUGAGGCGAGGGGUUCCUGGUGUUGGGUGGUCGUUAUGUGCUGAGCCAUCUGAAAACUCUGAGUUCUCACGCAAAGCAGAAGAUUUAAUGUUGAACAUUUUGAGGGUCAAUAAAGAUGGAAUGCUAUUAAAUGCCCUAUCAUCUAUUCUGAAGAUAUACUUGCAAGUUCUUCAAUCUGCAUUUCUUUCCACUCUUGAUCAUAAUAUAUCUUUAGCAGGUGGUCCAUAUUCUCUUCUAUUGUUUAAGCACACUAGAUUUGAUGGAUGUAAACUUGCUUCUUUGCUGAAGUUGAGUGCUGCUGAUUCUUUGUGGCUUGAAUCCACAUGUGGUCUCUUGACAAAAUUAGAUGAGAUUGCGAGAGAAGAAGAUAAAGGAAACUUGAAUUUCGUAUCUUUCAGGUGCCGAUGCCAUGGUUUUCCUUCAAAUGGAGAGCCUUCCAGCAGUACACUCAUUUCGUGUGUUCUUAUAGUGCGGGAGAUCAUAUCUAUUUUAGACGGUUAUCUUACUGUCAAAGUAGCUGAAGGAAGUUUAUGUGUGGAGAUGCCAGUACUUUGCCAGCUUCUUGAAUCAGUCAUAUCCAUCAAAUCUGAUAGAAUUUUUCAGUGCAUUAGUGAGAAAUGUGAUUCAGUAUAUUCCAUGUUGGUUUCCAGCCAAAAGGAAAUGUCAGGCUUCAGCGAUCUGCUUGUCCUGAAGCAGAUAGGAAGUUUUCUGGAAGAGAUGAAUGCUAGCGAUGUUUGUAACAAAAAUGUUCAAGAAAUGUUAAUUGUUGAUGUAGUUGAUUUUAUUGAAGGUCUCAGGGGAGAUGAUUCAAAAGAAAAAGUUUUCCAAUCUUUCAUGGGAUCUGCAGAAAACCUAUCUGAAAAAGCAAAGCAACUUUUUGGUGGCCAAUGUAGCAAUCUGUUGGUUCUCAUAAAUGCACUGGAUAAGUGCUACUCUGAGAUGGUCAAUGUGAAAGUUCUCAAUCUAUUUGUUGAUCUUUUUGCCGGUGGAAUGUAUCCAGGUCUUAAGGUUAAGGUUGAACGAAAAUUUAUGGAGAUGGAUUUGUCAUGUCUAUCGAGUUGGCUAGAGAAUAGGCUUUUGGGAUGCACAACAGAAUCUCCAGAAGGUGCUGUUAGUGUAAAAUCAAGCGCUGGAUCACUUAGAGAAUCAACAAUGAACUUCAUUACACAUCUAGUUUCCCAAUCAACCGAAACAGUUUCUGUAGAACUCCAACACCGGAUUGUUGAGGCCAUGCUUAUGUCACUUGAUAGUGCAUUUGUGCUGCAUGAUAUUCAUAUCGCUAGAGCUUAUUUCAGCUUUGUGGUUCAGCUUUUGAGUGGCAAGUCUUCAAUUAAACUGCUCUUAGAAAGGACUAUGUGCUUAAUUGAGAAAUUGGCUGAUAAUGAUGGCUUACUCCAAGGCUUGAAGUUCCUCUUUGGCUUUCUUGGGUCUGUUUUGGGUGACUCUGGAGCUAAUAAGAGUGCCUCGGAUAAGCUUUCAUCAAAGCUUGGCUCAGGUAACAUUCUUGGUUCAGGAUCAAUGAUUUCAAAACCACUUGGUUUGAGAAAAAACUCGGAGAAUUUAGUUCUUCCUGCCAAUCAAGAAUCUAGUUCUACUUUGAUUGAUUGUGAUGCAACUUCUGCUGAUGAAGAUGAAGAUGAUGGCACAUCAGAUGGAGAGGUGGGUAGCAUAGACAAAGAUGAAGAGGAGGAUGGUAACAGUGAAAGGGCACUUGCUUCAAAAGUCUGCACAUUUACAUCCAGCGGGAGUAAUUUCAUGGAACAGCAUUGGUAUUUCUGUUAUACUUGUGAUCUUACUAUCUCAAAAGGGUGUUGUUCUAUAUGUGCGAAAAUUUGCCAUCGAGGUCACCGUGUGGUAUAUUCUCGAUCUAGUCGUUUUUUCUGUGACUGUGGGGCAGGUGGCGUCAGGGGUAGCAGUUGUCAGUGCUUGAAGCCUCGAAAAUUUACUGGAAGCAACAAUGCACCAGCUAAUAACACUAGUAGUUUUCAAUCCCUUUUGCCAUUCUCUCAAGAUUCUGAGCAGGCACCAGACAGUGACACGGACUUGGAUGAUGAUAUUUAUCUGGAUAUUGAAAAUUCCUUCAACUUGCCAAUUUCAAGAGAGGUGCGUAAUGAGCUUCCUGCAGUGCUCAAGGACCUUGAUAUGGAAGGCAGAAUUCUUGAACUCUGCAACAGACUGCUGCCUGAGGUGAUCGACCGCAGGAAUUCAAAUUCAUCUAAAGAUACAAAAGUAAUACUGGGUGAUGAUAAGGUGUUAUCCUAUACUGUUGAUCUUUUCCAAUUGAAGAAGGCCUACAAAGGUGGGUCCCUGGAACUGAAGAUAAAAACGGACUAUCCUAACUCCAGAGAACUCAAAUCACUCCUUAUUAGUGGAUCUCUCAUUAAAUCAUUGCUUAGUGUUAGUAUUCGUGGAAGGCUUGCGGCUGGCGAAGGUGAUAAAGUGGCUAUAUUUGAUUUGGGACAACUAAUUGGACAGCCCACAGCGACACCUGUUACAGCAGAUAAGAUUAAUGUUAAGCCCCUUUCUAAGAACAUUGUCCGUUUUGAAAUUGUUCAUUUACUGUUCAAUCCUGUCGUAGAAAAUUACCUUGCUGUUGCUGGGUAUGAAGAGUGCCAGGUCCUUACUGUGAAUUCUCGUGGUGAAGUGACCGACCGGCUUGCAAUUGAGCUUGCGUUGCAAGGUGCCUAUAUUCGUAAGGUGGAGUGGGUUCCAGGUUCUCAGGUUCAGAUAAUGGUGGUGACUAAUGUCUUUGUCAAGAUAUAUGACCUUUCCCAAGAUAACAUCAGUCCAAUGUACUACUUCACUCUGGCUGAUGAUUUGAUUAUGGAUGCCACACUUGUUUCCGCUCCCAUGGGAAAAGUAUUUGUUCUUGUUUUAUCAGAACGUGGCUGCUUAUAUCGGCUAGAAUUGUCCAUGGAGGGUGAUAUUGGAGCCAAAGCUAUAACAGAUAUUAUCCAUGUUCAGCACAAGGAUUUUCAGCCAAAAGGCCUUUCCUUGUACUUCUCUUCAACUUACAGGCUACUUUUCUUGUCCUAUCAGGAUGGAACUACCUUGAUUGGUCGCCUGGAUGCCAAUGCAACGUCUCUCACCGAGAUAUCAGCUGUCUAUGAAGAUCUUGAUGGUAAAGCAAAGCCGGCUGCACUCCAUCAUUGGAGAGAAUUGCUUGUGAGUGGUGGGGUUUUUGUUAGCUUCUCAAGUUUUAAAUCGAAUGCAGCCCUCGCAAUUUCCAUAGGUCCGCAUGAAUUAUUUGCGCAGAACAUGAGAUAUGGGGCAGGCUUAUCUUUGCAUGUGGUAGGAGCUGCUGCGUAUAAGCCUUUGUCAAAAGAUAAAGCACACUGUGUAGUUCUACAUGAUGAUGGCAGCCUCCAAAUUUACUCUCAUGUGCCUAUGGGCUCUGACCUAGCCACAAAUUUGAGCAGUGAUCAUACAAAGAAGUUAGGGUCUGGCAUUCUUAACAGUAGAGCUUAUGAUAGUUUGAACCCAGAAUUUCCCCUAGAUUUCUUUGAGAAGACAAUGUGCAUUACACCUGAUGUGAAGCUGAGCGGCGAUUCAAUAAAAAAUGGUGACUCUGAAGGUAUCAAGCAAAGGUUGGCAUCAGAAGAUGGAUUUGUGGAGAGUGCAAGUUCUGCGGGAUUUAAGGUGACUGUAUCAAACUCAAACCCUGACAUUGUCAUGGUUGGUUUUCGUGUACAUGUGGGUAACACAUCACCAAAUCAUAUUCCUUCUGAAAUUGCAAUUUUCCAGAGGGUAAUUAAACUUGACGAAGGCAUGCGGUCAUGGUAUGAUAUCCCUUUUACAAUAGCAGAGUCGCUUUUGGCCGAUGAAGAGUUCACAAUUUCUGUGGGUCGAACUUUUGAUGAUAUCAACAUGCCUAGAAUAGAUUCCUUGGAAGUUUAUGGCCGUGCCAAAGAUGAAUUUGGCUGGAAGGAGAAAAUGGAUGCUUUGCUGGAUAUGGAAGCUCAUGUGCUUGGUUCUGGCUCUAGUGUGACUGGGGCUGGAAAGAAGUUUCAGGCUGUGCCAGCUGCUUCGAUGCAGGAGCAAGUUUUGUCAGAUACUCUAAGGCUUCUUUCCAAAAUAUAUUUAUUAUGUAGGUCAGACUCCUCAGAGGCUGAGGAUGCCAUUUCAGAUCUUGAUAAACUCAAAUGCAACAAGUUGCUGGAAACCAUAUUUCAGAGUGACAGGGAACCAUUAUUGCAGUCUGCUGCUUGUCGUGUUCUCCAGGCAGUCUUUCCUAAGAGAGAGAUCUACUACCAUGUGAAAGACACUAUGCGCCUCAUGGGGGUUGUAAGUUCUUCCCCCAUGCUUAGUUCAAGGAUAGGAACUGGAGGUGCUACAGGUGGGGGUGUUGUUAAAGAGUUCACAGCACAGUUACGUGCUGUCUCUAAAAUUGCACUGCAUAGAAGAUCAAACUUGGCCACCUUUCUCAAAAUUCAUGGCUCAGGAAUAGUGGAUGGAUUGAUGCAAGUUUUAUGGGGUAUAUUGGACUUGGAGCAACUAGACACACAAGCAGUAAACAACAUUGUUGUGCCCUCUGUGGAGCUUAUCUAUAGUUAUGCUGAAUGUUUGGUGCUGCAUGGCACUGAAGCAUCUGGAAGCUCUGUUGCUCCUGCAGUUGCAUUACUCAAGAAAUUACUUUUUGCCCCAUACGAGGCAGUCCAAACGGCAAGCAGUUUAGCUAUAUCAUCUAGGUUGCUACAAGUUCCCUUUCCCAAGCAGACAAUGAUAGCCACUGAUGAUGCUGCGGAGCAUCCAGUUACAGUACAUGCACCUUCUGAUGUAAGUGCAUCUGGGGGAAAUGCACAGCUCAUGAUUGAAGAAGAUUCUGGCACAUCAUCUGUACAAUAUUGCUGUGAUGGUUGCUCCACUGUUCCUAUAGUUAGACGUCGAUGGCAUUGCAACAUAUGCCCAGACUUCGACUUGUGUGAGGCCUGCUAUGAAGUUCUGGAUGCAGAUAGGCUGCCUCCACCACAUUCUAGAGAUCACCCCAUGUCGGCUAUCCCUAUUGAAAUAGACUCCCUAGGUGACGGAAAUGAAAUUCAUUUCUCUUUGGAUGAGUUGACUGAUACCAGCAUUAUGCCUGCUGCUAUGGAUAUAGGCACCAAUAAUUCACCAUCUUCACUGCAUAUAUUGGAAACUAAUGAAGCUGGAGACUUCCCUGCUUCAACUUCUGACCAAAGAAUAGUUUCUAUAUCUGCUUCAAAGCGGGCUGUGAAUUCUCUGUUGCUUCGCCAAUUAGUUGGAGAACUUAAAGGAUGGAUGGUAUCAACUUCAGGGCUGCGGGCCAUCCCUGUUAUGCAACUAUUUUACAGAUUGUCUUCUGCAGUAGGUGGACCUUUUAUGGAUAGCUCAAAUAAUGAAAAUUUGGAUCUUGAAAAAUUUGUGAAGUGGUUUUUGGACGAGAUCAACCUCAACAGACCAUUCAAUGCAAAACUCCGUUCGUCUUUUGGGGAAGCUACAAUCCUUGUCUUUAUGUUCUUCACUCUAAUGCUUCGGAACUGGCAUCAGCCUGGAAAUGAUAGUUCUCAGUCAAAAUCAGGUGGAGCCUUGGAUUCACAAGAUAAAGUUUCUGUUCAGAUUUCUUCAGUUGCUGCAAUAACUACACCUUCUGUUGAUCAUGAGAAAAACGAGUUUGCUUCUCAGCUUGUGCGAGCUUGUACUUACCUUAGACAGCAGACUUUUGUGAACUAUUUAAUGGAUAUCUUGCAGCAGCUUGUGCAUAUUUUCAAGUCCACCUCCAUAAAUGUUGACGGUAGCUUGUCUUCUGGCUCGGGUUGUGGUUCGCUUCUGACAGUUCGAAGAGAACUUCCUGCUGGAAACUUCUCUCCUUUCUUUUCUGAUUCUUAUGCUAAAGCUCAUCGUGCGGAUUUUUUCGCGGAUUACCAUAAGUUGCUAUUGGAAAAUACUUUUCGACUGGUCUAUAGUUUGGUUCGACCUGAAAAGCAGGACAAGUUGGCAGAAAAAGACAAAGUUUACAAGUCAUGUAUUGGUAAGGAUUUGAAGUUGGAAGGAUUCCAGGAUGUUCUAUGUAGUUAUAUUAGUAAUCCAAAUACGACAUUUGUUCGAAGAUAUGCGAGAAGACUCUUUCUUCAUCUCUGCGGUAGCAAGACCCAUUAUUAUAGUGUCAGAGAUUCGUGGCAGUUCUCAAAUGAAGUGAAGAAGCUAUACAAACUAGUGAAUAAAGCUGGAGGCUUUCAGAAUCCAAUGCCAUAUGAGAGAAGUGUUAAACUUGUGAAAUGUUUGUCUGCUAUAUCUGAGGUGGCAAGCUCUAGACCCAGGAAUUGGCAGAAAUACUGCUCGAAGCAUUCAGAUUUUCUCCCUUUUCUGAUGAAAGGAAUUUUUUAUUUUGGUGAAGAAUCUGUGAUACAAACACUGAAGCUUUUGAAUCUGGCUUUCUACACUGGGAAAGACAUGGGCCAUUCUACACAAAAAGGAGAAACUGGGGAUGUGGGAACAAGCUCUAAUAAAGGUGGGCAACAGUCUUUGGAUUCAAAAAAGAAGCGGAAAGGCGAGGAUGGAACUGAAAAUGGUUCUGAGAAAACUUGUUUGGAAAUGGAACAGGCUGUUGAAAUCUUCAAUGACAAAGAUGGUUACAUUUUGAGGCAUUUUAUUGAUUCCUUCUUGUUAGAAUGGAACUCAACAAGUGUGCGUGUUGAGGCCAAAUGUGUGCUGUAUGGAAUUUGGUAUCAUGGCAAACAGUCAUCAAAGGAGGCCUUGUUGAUCGAUCUCUUACAGAAAGUAAAGUGUCUCCCUAUGUAUGGUCAAAACAUUGUGGAGUAUACCGAGCUCAUGACCUUACUACUUGGCAAGUCACCUGAUGCUAGUGUGAAGCAAUAUGAAACAGAGUUUGUAGGCCGAUGCUUAACUUCUGACUUUAUAAGCUGCAUGUAUGAGACACUUCACUCACAAAAUGAACUUCUUGCAAAUCACCCAAAUUCACACAUAUAUAAUACUUUGAGUAGCCUGGUGGAGUUUGACGGUUACUAUCUUGAAAGUGAGCCUUGUGUAGCAUGCAGCUGUCCAGAAGUUCCUUACAGCAGAAUGAAACUUGAGAGCUUAAAAUCUGAGACAAAGUUCACUGACAACCGCAUAAUAGUGAAAUGCACUGGAAGCUAUACUAUUCAGACAGUCACAAUGAAUGUCCAUGAUGCUCGUAAGUCAAAAUCAGUGAAGGUUUUGAAUUUGUAUUAUAACAAUAGGCCUGUGGCUGACUUGUCAGAACUGAAAAAUAAUUGGUCAUUGUGGAAGCGGGCAAAAAGUUGUCAUCUUGCUUUUAACCAAACAGAGCUAAAAGUUGAAUUUCCAAUUCCAAUUACUGCUUGCAAUUUUAUGAUUGAGCUCGAUUCCUUUUAUGAAAAUCUUCAAGCUUCUUCUGUGGAGUCCCUGCAAUGUCCUCGUUGUAGCAGGUCCGUCACCGACAAGCAUGGUAUUUGUGGCAAUUGCCAUGAAAAUGCAUAUCAAUGCAGGCAAUGCCGAAAUAUUAAUUAUGAAAAUCUGGAUUCUUUUCUUUGCAAUGAGUGUGGAUACAGCAAAUAUGGCCGUUUUGAAUUUAAUUUCAUGGCAAAGCCAAGUUUUACUUUCGAUACCAUGGAAAAUGAUGAGGAUAUGAAAAAAGGGUUGGCAGCUAUUGAAUCCGAAUCAGAAAAUGCACAUAGGCGAUAUCAGCAGCUUCUGGGAUUCAAAAAGCCUUUGCUUAAACUUGUAUCAAGCAUUGGUGAACAUGAUAUUGAUUCUCAACAGAAGGAUACUGUCCAGCAAAUGAUGGUGUCCUUGCCUGGGCCAUCGUGUAAGAUCAACCGGAAAAUUGCUCUUCUAGGUGUGCUUUAUGGUGAAAAAUGUAAAGCGGCUUUUGAUUCUGUCAGUAAAAGUGUCCAGACAUUGCAAGGGCUUCGUCGGGUGCUUAUGGCCUAUCUGCACCAGAAGAACUCUGAUGAUAUGUUAGCUUCUUCAAGAUUUGCAGUUUCUCGAUCACCAAAUAAUUGCUAUGGAUGUGCUAUCACAUUUGUUGCACAGUGUAUGGAGUUGUUGCUAGUGUUGUCAAAACAUCCAAACUGCAAAAAGCAACUUGUUGCUGCUGGCAUCUUGCCAGAAUUAUUUGAGAACAAUAUUCACCAGGGCCCCAAAUCUGCUCGCGUUCAGGCAAGGGCAGUUCUUUGUGCUUUCUCUGAAGGUGAUUCCAAUGCAGUGGCUGAGUUGAACUCUCUGAUACAGAAGAAGGUUAUGUACUGCCUUGAACAUCAUAGGUCAAUGGACAUUGCACUGGCAACUCGUGAAGAACUGCUCCUUCUUUCGGAGACUUGUGCUGUGGUAGAUGAAUUCUGGGAAGCCAGGUUACGUGUUGCUUUUCAGCUGUUAUUUUCCUCCAUUAAAUUAGGAGCCAAGCAUCCUGCUAUUUCGGAGCAUAUUAUUCUUCCUUGUUUGAGGAUUGUAUCUCAGGCUUGUACACCACCUAAGUCUGAGAGUGCCGAGAAGGAACAAGUCAGUGGCAAAUCUGCUUCUGUUUUGCAUUCAAAGAAUGACCAUUCUUUAAACACUUCUUCUCAUAGCAUGUCAAGUGGAACUAAAGUUCUACCUGAGUUAUCUGAGAAGAAUUGGGAUGGUGGUCGAAAAGUUCAGGAUAUUCGACUAUUGAGCUAUUCUGAGUGGGAAAGAGGUGCUUCAUAUCUUGAUUUUGUCAGGCGGCAGUACAAAGCCUCACAGGCUGUCAAAGCUACUUCACAAAGAACUCGCCAAGAUCCUCAAAAACUUGAAUACAUAUCUCUUAAAUAUGCUCUAAAAUGGAAACGGCGAGCUUGCAGAAGAACAUCAAAGGGUGAUUUGUCAACAUUUGCAUUGGGCUCUUGGGUUUCAGAAUUAAUAUUGAGUACUUGUUCCCAAUCUAUAAGAUCUGAAAUUUGUGCUUUGAUUAGUCUUCUCUGCCCCCAAAAUUCUUCUCGAAGAUUUCAGUUAUUGAACCUACUCACUUCAUUGCUCCCAGCAACCCUCCCUGCGGGUGAAAGUGCUGCAGAAUAUUUUGAUUUAUUCUUUAAGAUGAUAGAUUCUGAAGCUGCACGUUUAUUCUUGACUGUGAGGGGAUGCCUGACUGACAUCUGCAAGCUGAUAACUGUGGAAGUUGGAAAUGUUGAAUCACGGGAGAGGAGUCUUAAUAUCGACAUAUCUCAAGGAUUCAUCCUUCAUAAACUUAUUGAGCUUCUAAGCAAGUUCCUUGAAGUACCCAAUAUUCGGACCAGAUUCAUGCGAGAUGAAUUGCUCUCUGAAAUUCUGGAGGCUUUUCUUAUCAUUCGUGGUCUCAUAGUGCAGAAGACAAAGCUAAUUAGUGAUUGCAAUCGACUCUUGAAGGAUCUUCUUGACAGUCUACUGCUUGAGAACACUGGAAACAAGCGGCAGUUCAUACGUGCAUGUAUUUCUGGUCUACAGAAUCGUGGGAAGGAAAGAAAGGGGCGGACAUCUCUGUUUAUUUUAGAGCAGCUCUGUAAUAUGAUUUGUCCAUCCAAGCCAGAGCCUGUUUAUCUUUUGAUUCUCAAUAAGGCUCAUACUCAGGAAGAAUUUAUACGUGGUUCAAUGACCAAAAAUCCUUAUUCCAGCACUGAGAUUGGCCCUCUAAUGCGGGAUGUCAAAAAUAAAAUAUGUCAUCAAUUGGAUCUCUUGGGUCUUUUAGAAGAUGACUAUGGCAUGGAAUUGCUAGUUGCUGGGAACAUAAUUUCUCUUGACCUGAGUAUAUCUCAAGUUUAUGAACAAGUGUGGAAAAAAUACCACAGCAAGGCACAAAAUACUUUGUCCAGUUCUGUUGCAGCAGCUUCUGGUGGAUUUUCAUCAGUAAAAGAUGGUCCUCCAAUGACAGUUACAUACAGGCUUCAGGGUUUAGAUGGUGAAGCGACUGAACCAAUGAUCAAAGAACUUGAAGAGGAGAGAGAGGAAUCACAGGAUCCUGAAGUUGAGUUUGCGAUAGCAGGUGCUGUCAGAGAGUGUGGAGGGUUGGAGAUUAUUCUUAGCAUGAUCCAGCACUUGCGUGAUGAUGAAUUGAAGUCCAACCAAGAAGAGAUGAGUUCAGUGCUUAAUCUUCUUCGGUACUGCUGUAAGAUAAGAGAGAACAGGCGGGCAUUAUUACGAUUAGGAGCUUUGGGAUUGCUUCUUGAUACUGCAAAACGUGCUUUCUCAGUUGAUGCGAUGGAACCUGCUGAAGGCAUACUUUUGAUUGUGGAAAGUCUCACCAUGGAAGCCAAUGAGAGUGACAUUGGCAUUGCUCAAAGUGUUCUCACUGUAACUAAUGAAGAAAGUGGUGCUGAUGAGCAGGCAAAAAAGAUUGUUCUCAUGUUUCUGGAAAGACUAUGCCACAAGAAGUCAAAUAAGCAGCAACGCAAUGAUGAGAUGGUCGCUAGGAUACUGCCAUACCUAACUUACGGGGAACCAGCAGCUAUGGAAGCACUUGUCCAACAUUUUUACCCUUUCCUACAGGACUGGGGUGAAUUUGAUCGUUUGCAGAAAGAGCACCAGUGUAAUCCCAAGGAUGAGAUGUUAGCUGAACAAGCAGGUAAGCAAAGGGCUGCUUUGGAAAAUUUUGUUAGAGUAUCAGAAUCCCUCAAGACUAGUUCCUGCGGGGAGAGGCUGAAGGACAUUAUUCUAGAGAAGGGGAUUACCAGGCUUGCUGUUAAACACUUAAGAGAGUGUUUUGCUGUCACGGGGAAGGCUGUAUUCAGAUCUACUCCAGAAUGGGCUUCUGGUUUAAAACUGCCUUCAGUUCCACUUAUAUUGUCAAUGUUGAGGGGACUUUCAAAGGGUCAUUUGGCUACUCAGUUGUGUAUUGAUGAGGAAGGCAUCUUACCUCUGCUUCAUGCUUUAGAGGGAGUCGCUGGAGAAAAUGAGAUCGGUGCAAAAGCUGAAAACUUGUUGGAUACAUUGGCUGACAAGGAGAGUAAUGGGGAUGGCUUUUUAGGAGAGAAAAUUGACAAUUUGCGGCAUGCUACCAAGGAUGAGAUGCGUCGUAGGGCCUUGAGGAGAAGGGAGGAAUUACUAAAGGACCUUGGAAUGAGAAGAGAGUUUGCUUCAGAUGGGGGUGAGCGAAUUAUUGUUUCUAAGCCUGUGAUUGAAGGGUUGGAAGAUGUUGAGGAAGAAGAAGAAGAUGGUUUGGCAUGCAUGGUAUGCCGGGAAGGCUAUAGUCUUCGGCCUAACGAUAUGCUGGGGGUUUACUCAUACAGCAAGAGGGUGAAUUUGGGUUCAACUUCUUCAGGAAGCGGGCAGGGAGAUUGUGUCUACACAACUGUGAGUCAUUUCAACAUCAUACAUUUCCAGUGCCAUCAGGAGGCCAAACGGGCAGAUGCCGCACUGAGGAACCCUAAAAAGGAAUGGGAAGGUGCUACCCUAAGAAACAAUGAAACCUUGUGCAACUGCAUCUUUCCAUUGAAAGGUCCAUCUGUUCCUCUCCCACAGUAUGUUCGAUGUGUUGACCAGUUCUGGGACAACCUUAAUGCUCUUGGCCGAGCAGAUGGUAGCCGGCUCCGGCUAUUGACCUAUGACAUUGUCCUGAUGCUAGCCCGGUUCGCAACGGGUGCUCCAUUUAACACAGACUGCAAAGGUGGUGGCAGAGAGAGCAACUCAAGGUUCUUGCCUUUCAUGAUUCAAAUGGCUUGUCACCUCCUUGAUCAAGGUAGUUCGGGUCAGCAACGCCGAACCAUAGCCAAGUCAGUCACUUCAUACUUGUCUUCAACUCCUACGGACUCCCCCACGAGGCCAUCUUCCUCUUUUCCUCUACCCCGCUCUUCUAACGGACCCUCAGAUGAGACUGUCCAGUUCAUGAUGGUGAAUUCCCUCCUCUCGGAGUCCUAUGAGGAUUGGACACAACAUCGCCCGGCCUUCUUGCAACGUGGUAUUUACCAUGCUUACAUGCAACACAAACACGGCCGCUCAACCCUCCGUGUUUCUGAUUCUGAUACAACCGCUGCCAUUGCUAAAUCUGACGAGGGUUCGGGUUCAUCAACAAACACAAGCGACACUGCCAAGCUCUUCGCCAUUGUCCAUCCAAUGCUAGUCUACACAGGCUUAAUUGAGCAGUUGCAGCAGUUCUUCAAGCUGCACAAGACAUCAACAACAACAACAACAACAGCAGGGUCAAAAGAACCCGUAGGGGAUGAUGGCGGUAACGGCAAAGGCCUGGAGAGGUGGGAGGUUGUGAUGAGAGAAAAGGUAGUGAAUGUGAAGGAGAUGGUUGGGUUCUCAAAGGAGAUGCUCUCAUGGCUCGAGGAAAUGACGUCGGCCAUCGACCUGCAAGAGGCAUUUGAUGUCAUGGGGUCCUUGGGGGAUGUUGUCUCAGCCGGAUUCUCUCGCUGCGAAGACUUUGUUCAGGCUGCAAUUCUCGCCGGCAAGAGUUAGAAUUUAUGCUCAGAAUUUCGUAUUUUUUGAGACAUCAUAACAUUUAAAGUUACAUAUAUAUAUAUAUAUAUAUGCAUUUGCAACAGAAACAAUUUGGCCUCUUGGUCUUUUUGUAGAUUUCUCCAGUUUUAUAUCUGUUCAAGAGUGUUUUGUAUCUGCGGUUGUAUCAUGUAUGAUGUAUGUAUACCUACUUAUUUAAAUCAUGGUUACCGUUGUUCUGACAAUAAGAAAAAUUGAUCCCAUUUCAUUAAUUGUUCUGGGAUUUUUUGCA